AAUAAACAUUCCUUCGGAGGUAUGGUUUUUGGUUGGAGGAAAGCCGCUGAGGUUCUCUCUAUAUGAAUAUGAAGAAAUUAGUGGUUUGAAUUGUGAGAAGAUUGAUGAAACAGAGUUUGAAGUCGAUCAUACACCUUUAUGGGCGGCUUUAAAGGUGAAAGCUUUUAAUGGACCCAACUGGGAGGAGCUAGUUGAGGGUUUGAGAAGCUGCCGUGGGUGGUCUGAUGAAAUGAAGACGCAGAUAGCUCGGUUGUAUCUUGUUCAUGUUGGAGUGCUUGGUUUAUCAAGGAACAGUCGGAUUCCUCUGGAAUACGCUAAAAGGGCGUUGAAUGAAGAAGCAUUUGAGAGUUUUCAAUGGGGUAGGGUUGGAUUCAAGAGUUUAGUUGAUUCCAUCAAAGUCCUUGGGUUACCUAACAAUGCUUAUACCCUCCAUGGAUGUGUCCAUGUAUUGCUGAUAUGGGCAUUUGAGAGCGUGAAGGUGCUGGGGGCUAGCUACGGGAAUGUAAGAGAAGGUGUAGAUUUGCCUCUGUUAAGGUGGAGAGGAGGGAGGCCAAGGAAGGAUAUCGAAGCCUUCAUAUCCGGGAGCAAACUCCUUAAUAAUGGGGAGCUUCAGGUGAAGCAUUUAGUACCUAAACCUUUGGAGUUCAUAUAUCCAGAUUGGCCAGGACAGUAUUGUAUGUAUGGUGUAGGAGAAGGUUUGAAGAAGAAACUGGAUAAUCUGCUGUUAGACGUGAUCAAUGGCGAAGUGGAUGAAAGAGAAUGGGAUUCCCCAACCAGCAUCCGUAAUGUCCCCAAUAAUGCGAAGGAGCAGAAAGAAAGUGUUGGGGACAAAUGUUCAGCAGAGAAGGCGUCUGGAGAUAAGUAUUCAGGUGUGCAGGGUGAAGAUGGUAGUGGAAGGUUAUUUACUAUGGUUGAAACACUAGGGGCGAAAAUGGAUAAUAUUCAGAUAUCGUUUUCUAGAGCAAUAGCGGAAGUUGUGUUCAAACUUCAAGGUAUGGAGAGUAGGAUGGGUAACUUUGAGAGUGACGUUCAACUAUUGAAGAAAGUUGUUAUCAACACAACGGAUGGAGGAGCGCAUACGCAAGGACCUCUUACAUUAAGAAAUGACGAACAAAAAAUAGAGGAGGUAUGA
This is a messenger RNA of Camelina sativa (false flax), 1132 nucleotides long. Lineage: Eukaryota; Viridiplantae; Streptophyta; Magnoliopsida; Brassicales; Brassicaceae. The record is from RefSeq and is a predicted model, not a curated record.